Molecule: messenger RNA, 7501 nt
Organism: Lytechinus variegatus (green sea urchin)
Lineage: Eukaryota; Metazoa; Echinodermata; Echinoidea; Temnopleuroida; Toxopneustidae
Gene: sh3d19
Product: SH3 domain-containing protein 19-like
Exons: 14
Coding region: 218-3088 (956 amino acids)
Molecular function (GO): protein binding
Source: RefSeq, a predicted model, not a curated record
UGGUUGCUGCCUUCUACCCGCUAGCCGGAAAUCUGGAUUAUUUAUCGUUCAAUUGCUAGCAAAACUGAUAGUAACUUACGGAAUUUGAUUGAGAUAUUUACACUCUACUAUACCAGCUGAAACAUAAUUGCAGGGAACGUCAACAGUCAGCCAUCACUAUCCGCCAUUAUUGACUUUGGCCGUUCAUUGACUGGUAACAAUUCAGAGUUUUACCAAGAUGGCUGGUGCACCACCACCACUGCCUACAUCAAGGCCCAAAGGAGCUUAUGUACCUCCCCCUGUACCGUCCAAUCGUCCUAAAGUUGCCUAUGUGCACCCUCUCCCUCCCUCCACACCAGAGCCCAACCGAGAGGACGUUAGCAUGAAACCUGGCCAACAAUCUGGCGUGAUAAACAUGGACCAAAAUGAUGGAGCCCCAAGUAGCUUAGGACAGCAAUUGCAGGCGGCGCUUCAUGGUAGGAUGAUGAAUAACUUAAAUAACAUCUCCAGCAAACCUAACCAGACUAAUAAUGCAACUAAGGUGGAAACACAGAGACCGAUCCCAUCUCAGAGACCAGAGAUUGCACAUAAACCUGUAUCGGUACCAGCGCCGAAUGCCACUCCCAAAAAUAGACCUUUGAGCUAUAGCUCCUUUGGGGACCUGUUUGGCGGUAGCACUAACAAACAGCAGCCACAGCAGCAGCCCGCAUCAUUUUCAAACCAAACCCCUCAUACAUCAUCAUCAACAUCAUCAUCAUCUUCCGCAUUUAAUCAGUUAAGCGGCUUGUUUGGUUCCUCAUCCUCAUCUUCACCAUCCACAGAGGGAAACGUAUCCUUGACAGCUACGUCGGAGCAGAAGAAAGCUGCUGCUCAUUUCUCUUGGAAUGUUGCUAAGGAUGCCUCAAAGAAUGUUAGUGCCAAAGAUGUCUUCAGUGUUGGGGGUCUCUUUGCAUCUGCCUACAACAACAAGGGCAAUGUGAAUGCUAGCCAGGAACAGCAAGCAGCUCUUGGACGCGUCUCGGGUCAAGUUGGUCAGAGCGCUGUCAAUAAUGUCACGGCGAAGGAGUUGGGACAUGCAGCUGACUUUGCAACCACAAAUGUUAAGAACAAUAUGGCAGGGACUGCAGAACCGAGCAAUCAGCAACAAUCCUCAAUGGAUCUGCUUGCUCAAAUGAUGGGAAGCAAAGGAGGAGGGCUACCGCCACCACCGCAGAAUCCUUCGGCCAGAUCCAGACCAAAGCCGUUGCAGCAGAAUACCCCAGCUCAACCAAAUCUCAUGUCAGGUCUCCCACCCCCUCCUUCUCCCACCCCACGUCAGAAGGUAGCGCCUCAGGCCCAGAGGGUAGCCCCUCAACCCCAGAGGGUUGCGCCCCAGCCCCAAUCAACCCACUUAGCCCCUCCAAGAGCAGCUCCAAGGGCACCACCUUCCAAGACAAAGCCUCAAGGAGGAAGCUCGCUGAUUGACUUUGAUCCUUUGGAACCAGUCAAGUCUGGGCCACCAGGUUUACCCAAGUCCAAGGCUCAGGGUGGAGUUGGAGGCAGGAUCAAACCCACCAUUAUCAGACCAAAUGCGGGUAACAGUAGAUCUUCAUCACCGGCAGUAGAUCAGCAAGAGAAGAAGAAGAGCAAGCCCCCUCCAAGGCCCGUCGGUGGUCCUCCGAUGAAGAAGCUGGCUCCGGCGAGACCCAGCGCCGUCCAUGGCACCCGGUCUGCCGGGAGUACACCACCCAGGCCCAGCGGCCUACAACCAAAGAGGAAAGCACCUCCUCGUCCUGGCAGUCAGAAAGGUAAAAAGAAUGCUCCCAAAGGCCCAGGACGAGGAGGAGGCGGAGGUGGAGGGGCGGCAUCCAAGAAAUUACCACCAAGGCCCGGACCAGGACAUCCACUUUAUGCUAAAUAUAUGGGAUCUGAACCCCAUGCUGUUGCUACAUUUGAUUAUAAAGGAGUUGAGGCCGAUGAACUCUCAUUCAAGACUGAUGACAUCAUCAUUCUCGUCAGGAGGAUCGAUGCUGAUUGGUUGGUUGGUAAAUGCAACAACAAGGAAGGAAUGUUUCCAGUUCAGUUUGUUAAAAUCGUGAAAGAUCUCAACGAAACUAAGGAGGAUGAUUACAAUGGCCCCCAGGCUGUAGCACUGUUUGGGUUCCUAGCCUCGGCGGCUGAUGAGCUAAGCUUUGAUGAGGGUGAUACCAUCAAACUAUUAGGAACGGUCGGCACCGUGUGGUUCAGGGGAGAACUGAAUGGAAAAUCUGGUAUUUUCCCCUCCAAUCAUGUGGAAGUCAUUAUACCUCUACCAGAUGGUUCACCAUCCACAGAUAGUAUCAGCGGACCUCGCUGCAAGGCCAAGUUUGACUACACCAGCAGCAGCGCGGACGAUCUGACCUUCAACGAGGGCGCCAUAAUCAAACUAACUGGCCGAGUAGGUGAUGAAUGGUUUAGCGGUGAGCUGAACGGACAAUCUGGCAUCUUCCCUGGUGCUUUCGUUGAUGUGAUUGAAGAUCUUCCUCCUUCCCGAAGGGCUUCUCCGACUAUAGGAAAUGAAGUCCGUGCAAUGUAUGACUUUGAUGGAGCAGACAAUACAGAGCUUACUUUCAAAGAUGGAGAUAGGAUCACUGUGACAGCACAGGUCAGUGGUGAUUGGUUGGAAGGAGAACUAAAUGGAAAGAAGGGAAGAUUCCCAGCUGCAUUUGUAGAUAGAACACCCCCUGGACUUCCACAAGCUACUGAUAUUGAGACAUCUGGAGUCGAUCCCCAUUGUGUGGUAUCAUUUGACUUUGAACCUGCCGGGGAUGAUGAGAUCAGACUGAAAGCGGGUGAAAAGGUCAUCCUCCUUGAAAGGAUCGGCGAUGAGUGGCUUCGCGGCAAGGUUGACUCGCGAGAAGGUAUCUUCCCUCGUUCAUUCGUGGACGUCGUCAUAGAUCUUCCGUCUGCUGGUGCUACGCCGUCUACUGCUAAGGCGCUCCAUGACUUUGAUGCAGAAGAUGCGGAUGAGCUGACAUUUAAAGCUGGAGAUGUGAUUUCCAUCACAGAGCGUGUGAAUGACGAAUGGCUGAUGGGCACAGUCAAUGGCAAGUCUGGGCGAUUCCCCGCAGCAUUCGUUGAACUCUCGUGAUGCGUGUUUGGAGAAUCAGUAGAUAGAGAUUAAUUCCUUCUCAUUGAACAUUGGUACAAUUCAACUUGAAUAUACUGUAUGUAUUUGUAUCAAGCAACUUAUUCGUGAAACUUCCGUACAAAGACCCCUUCCCAAAGAAGAGUUGAUUCCUCUCCUAUGCUUAAACCAGUUUAACGAGGCAAAGCGACCUUGAAGACCACAUCGUGAGGUGGUUUUCCAAACUGAUUGAAAGACCACUUAAAAUCACUUCCAAGAUCACUUUGAGCAAUCCCAUUAAAGUCGUUUCCACUAAACUAAUUUAAAUAAGUAGAUGAGAACUGGGUCUGAGUCACCAUUCAUUUCAGUGGUAUGGAGUUAACAUCCCACCGCUGCCACAAUUAAUUGAAUGCCUAAUGUAAAUUCACUCUGUUCAAUCCUUUGAGCACUUUAAAUAUAUAUUAUUACCAUAGUCAUUGGAUUUAGCAUUUACAAGGAUCCUCCAAAAGAUGUUGUUAAAGCUUCAUAAUUACAAAUGAGAGUGUGUAAGAAAUACGGGAAGAUUAAACUUUCACCAGUUUCUAGGAAUAUUGUAUAUUUGUAAUUAGUAAAACGAUGUAUAUUGCUGUAUAAAAUAUAUGGUAUGUGCAAAGUUUACGUAUAAGCCUUUCUAAAGAUGUGUCUGCAUGAUGCUUUAUUUCAUUGGACAGAUUCAAGCCUUGUUCAGAAUCGACUUGUUUGUGCCUCCAUUUUUUCCCCAUAGUUUCUGACAAUUGAUUCGAAAGAUCAAUAUUAAACUAUGCCCAUAUUUGCAUAUCGGAAGGAUGAAUCUGUGAAUAGAUUUGAUGUAUCAAGCUUGCAGUUUAAUAAUAGUGAUGGUUAGUUAAUUUGUAGUUUGCAUCUGCAUGGUCUGCUAACAGAUAAUGAACCAUCGUAAGUAGGGUUGGCAGUUUUAAAGAAAUUUCCAAGCCAGGAAGGAAAUACUGGGAAAACCCUAUAAAUCCUUGGAAGUACUUUUUUAGGAUACACUGGGAAAUGCUAGAAUAUGCUUGAUAAACAACUGGGCAAUAUUCAAGAAGUAUAUUAAGUGUUUCCCUGCUUUUCCAACUAUUAUCCCAUAUUCCUAAAUAAUUCUUGAGGCAGUAUUUGCUGUGAUUUUCAAACAUUAUUUCUACUCCAGCCAACUCUGAUCUUGAUGACUUUAGUCUCAAUAUUCUAUAUGGAGUUAACUUAUAUGUCUAUUUGUCAGUUGCUUGUCAUUUGUGAUAUGUUCAAUGUUCAUUGUAUUCAUUAGCUGUUUGUAAGGGUGUGCAGACAUACACUGAAGCUGAAUUUGAUUUUGGACAUGUUAACAAUCUUUUAUCAUACAACAUGCUAAAUUAAAUGUAUAUGCUAUGUUUACUUUGAACAAUUUGUACUUGAAUGUUUUACCAGCUGGCAGUACAUUUACGUUCCUUAUUUGUUCUAGCAAAUCAGCAAAAACUGAAAGUUUGUAGAUGAAACUCACGGCAUGACCUUGCCAUUCAAUUUGUGCACUGAAGUAGACAUUCUACUUGCUGUUAAGUGUAUAUCUCUAUGUGUGUGACCCAACAACUCCCAGUCUACUCUUUAUCAUAAGGUAGGUAUUUCCAGUCCGCUCGCAUCUGCUUUUGCACUGCAUUCUCAUUCUCUUCUGACAUUUCAAGGAAGAAACAUUGUAAAACUUGCUACCUGUAUUAUCCCUCUUUCCUUGUACUAUACUUACCUGCAAGCUACCAGAAGUCACUGGGUUAUGCAAGUACAUGUAAAUGGCGUGAGCUACAUCAGGGAAUGUUGAUUCUCAUCUUGAUUGUCAUUAGUGAGAAUUAUUCCAAAUAUUUCCUACUGAAAGGGUAUUUAGCUGGAACAAAUACAUUUGAUUUCAAUAGGGAAUUUUCCUUGUGCUGCAUUUCAUUACUGUGAGAUCACACGCAUCAUUCAUUUGUCAUGCAUAUCUUCACUCAUUCCCUGAGUACCUGGGGAGUAUUUCAUGGAAACAAAAGUCAGUUAUUAUCACUGACAACUGUUAUAAGCUGCUUAAAUACUUGCGUAUGAUUGGCUGAGAGAAAAGUUUUUCUGAGAAAAUCACUGGCAAGAUGCCUCAUGAAACACUAACCUGGGAAGCAUUUUUAAUGAAACAUAUGAUCAAUGGUAGUUAUAAGCUACUGAAAUCCUUGUAUCUGAUUGGCUAAGAACAAAUGAGUCAGUUAAAAUGACUGGCAAGAUGCUUUGUGAAACACUCCCCAGAUUUUGUUAGAGAAUUCAAGUGUAAAACUAAUGGAGGGAAUUUCAACUAAGUAAAUAUGUACUCUAGCCAUAUGUUACUUGAUUCUUUAAAGUGUGGUAGGGCCUUUAUUACAUCAAACACUCAGAGUUACAUCAAUUGAAAUUAAUUGUAGAUAUUAGAUAUCCUUUAUAAAGUAUUGAGAAGGUGUAUAUGGAUUGCAUGAAAUAAUACUGAAGAUCAAAUAUUUAUUGUGAUUGAAUAUUCAAGAUGUCCCAUUAAUUAUUGUUCUGUUGUUUUUUUUAAAUAAAAUAAUUGAUAAAAGACAUUGAACAAAAUGCUAUGCAACUGUAAAUGCCUCUACUUUUAUAGUUGAAGAUGAAUUAUCAUAUAUACUUUGUAUCUUGACAUAUUUUCAUUUUCUACAUCUGAUUGCCUCUAAGCAGUUGCUCUUUGAAACAAACCUUCUUUCCCCCCAAAUAGAAAAAUCCUUCAAUCACAAACUAAAACAAUUUUUUACAUGUUUAUUAAAAAUCCUCUGUUAAAAUUGUUUUUGAUACUUUCAAAGUUACAGAAGUAAUAUAUAAUAAAUAAAAAAAAAAGAAUUUCACCUACAGUCAAAUGUUUUUAAAAAUUAGUCAAAGUGCUAUUAAUAUCUUUAGAUUCAUACUCUUGCCUUACAUUUGUGUAGAAUUGAAGAAUUGUAUAAAACAUAGAUAUAUUUUGUUACAAAGUUUUAGUGUUGUAUGAAGAAAAAAAUAUAAAGGAUUAUAUGUUUUGGAACCAAUAAAUCUGUCAAGAGUUAUAUAUAUUUUUAGACAAGUUUUCAUGGAGAUUUUAGGCAUUCUCAAUUUUAAAUUUGUCAAAAAAAAUGUUAAAACAUGAGCAUGUAUUGUUUUGUUUACUGUAUGGUACAUGUAUAUUCUAUCCUUAGUCUAUUUUCCUUGUUUAAAUGACCAAUUUUCAUCUUCUUUUCUAGGGGCGGAUCCAGGAUUUUUCCAGAAAAUUUUUGACCAGCCAAAAGACAAAAGGGUCUUCACUCCCGAAUGAAAGUGAUUUAAACAAAUAAAUUUUAAAAGCAAAAAAAAAAGAAAAUCCACCAAAAAGACAUUUUGUCUUUAAUUUUGUUAUCCCUCUCAAGGGGGGGGGGGGGGAGGGGGAGGGUGAGGGAUAUGAGCCCAAUGUGCCCCCACUUGGAUCCACCACUUUUUUUUCACUUUGCACCGUCAAGUAAAUAAAGCUUGCUUGAUAUUCUACAAUGUUGUCAUUUUAUAUAAUGUACAUGGUAAAUGUUUACGGCAGACUUCUUAUUUUUUAUGUGCACAUCAAGUAUUCAAUUUGGUUGUUAAAAAGAUUAUUGAUGUGGAUUAGCGUUCAAUUUUAUCUUUUGCACUUGUUAUAGUAACACCCCCCCCCCCCAUCAUCCCCACCCUACAAUGAACAUUCACAACAGGGAUGCAAAUCCUCCAAAUGCACUUAUGAUCACAAAUUCUAACUUUCUUAACACAAAUUUCUCUUAAAUAUCAGAAUUUCAAAUUACAAUAAUGUACUGCUUCUGUGAUUAUCUCUCUGUUAUUUUCAGGUAAAACUCUAUCAGUAUUAUAAGUUUAGCUUCCUUGUAACCAUGCUGGGCAUGCCUUCUUAUUUCUAUUUACCUUGUUACUAUGCGUCACGUCCUUGAUUGUAAAUUUUAAGAAUUUUAUUAAACUGUUCAUAGGUCUUCUGUAAAAACAACUUUGAAUAGUUUUCUAGUUGUUUAUGCUAUAUUAGAGCAUGAAACAAAUUGUUAUUUUUUAUUGAAAGUAGUAUAAAAAAAAUUCAGCAUGAAAAUUAGCAAUUGUGCAACGUAAUUCUCUUUAAUAUUUCAUAUCUGCACCAGAGUAAAUACAUGUAGAUUUGUUAAGUUUUAUUGAUUUGUUACAUUAUUCUAGUGAAGAAAUUAAAACUGGUAGUAUUACUUACCCGGGGAAAGGAAAUAUGCAAAAAUAUACUCAUAUUUUACUGGGAAGAGUUUAAAAGGACAGAGGAUCGAUUAAUUACAUCAUUAAAAUUUUUUGUUUCAUAUUUAUACAUACAAUGACGAUUUUACUGUAGGCUUGAAUUUUAACUGCAAAUAAUAUAUUAUAAAAAAAAUUAGUUCACAUGAUAAAUGCUGCUGUGUUUUGAUAUCAUGUACCUUACUUGUUGGUAUGUAU